This is a messenger RNA of Dothidotthia symphoricarpi CBS 119687, 534 nucleotides long. RefSeq names its product 1,2-dihydroxy-3-keto-5-methylthiopentene dioxygenase. The record is from RefSeq and is a predicted model, not a curated record. Lineage: Eukaryota; Fungi; Ascomycota; Dothideomycetes; Pleosporales; Dothidotthiaceae. Gene Ontology annotation, molecular function: acireductone dioxygenase [iron(II)-requiring] activity. The coding region runs from base 1 to 534 and encodes 177 amino acids. The transcript has 3 exons.
AUGAAGGCAUACUGGUUCGACAACCUCCCGGGCGACCAACGCGAGCCCCACAACUCCGGCCGCGACGUGCCCGCCUCAUAUCUCUCCGACCUCGGCGUCAUAUACGAGCACUGCGCCGACGUGUCCGGCGUCGACGCCAUCGCCACAUCACGACAGUACAAGAACCGCGAUGAAAUCACCGUGUCGCCCGAGAAAAUGGGCGACAUCUACGAAGAAAAAGUGAAGUCGUUUUUCCACGAGCAUCUGCACGAGGACGAGGAGAUACGGUAUAUUCUCGACGGCGCGGGGUACUUUGAUGUCCGUAGUGAGGGGGAUGAUUGGGUUAGGAUUUGGCUGGAGAAGGGCGAUUUGAUUGUCUUGCCUAGUGGGAUUUAUCAUCGGUUUACUACGGAUGAGAAGAAUUACACAAAGGCUAUGCGCCUCUUCAAGGACGAACCAAAGUGGACGCCGCUGAACAGGGGAGACGAGACAGAUGGCAAUCAGUUCCGGAAGGAGUAUCUGAAGGCGAGGGAGGGGCUUGCUGUGGGGCAGUGA